Stylonychia lemnae is the source of this 1995-nucleotide messenger RNA. NCBI's taxonomy places the organism in Eukaryota, Ciliophora, Spirotrichea, Sporadotrichida, Oxytrichidae. The record is from the annotation of a GenBank genome assembly.
AUGACUCAAAACAAUCAGUCUACUGUGAUUCUUAUGCCUUUUUAAUCCAAAAACAAAACCCCCAAUUAGUUAAAUCCCUUCUAAUAUGAGUAAAAUACCAAAGCUUUGUCCUAUCUGAUGAACUGUAAGUCAUUAGGAAUUGCUAAUUAAUACUUAAGAAAACUCAGGAGACUCAAGAAGAGCAAGAAAGAGCAAAUUAUUACCAAGAGAAGACUCAAGAACUUCACAUCUUAGUUUGCUACUCAAAACUCUAGCCUCUAAGUCAAUAAGGAUCGAGGAUUUAAUGGUCAGGUUGACAAAGAGAAUAUUAGUCUGAACAUGCAGCAUCUUUAUAAAGCUGAGUUUGAUAACAUUUUAAAAAGCUAUCUCUAGCCAAAAUCAAAUCAUGAUUUGGUUUCCGACUUCAAUAAAGCUGUGCAAAUGAACGCAAACUUCGAUAUACUAUCAGAUAUUUUGGAUAAUAUUAGAUAGAAUCUGCCCAGAUCGAUAGAUGAGUUAAUGCUGGCAUUUACCUUUAUUCACCAAGAGGGACUUGCUAUCAGCAUUUCCCAAAUCCUAAACAAAUUGCAAAGCUAGAUUUACCAUCCACUGCUUGUAAGAUCUUUUUAAUAUUAAUUCAACAUAAAGGCAAAUAUCUUAUGGUUUAUGGAAGACAUCUGUGGUGCAGGAGAAAUAUAAGAGAAAGAUAUCUUGCAGGCAAAUAUCAUUGGCAGAGUUUCAUCAAUCUUCUAAGUUGUCAUCAAUGCAAUACAAAGAGCAUAAAUAAAUGAAAAUGAAAUAAAAUAUUUAGGCAGUAUCAUAUGCUCUUGCCUUACAAUGCUUAGUAACCUUGCUUGCUACAAUGGAAAAUGUAGAAAGUUCAACAUCCUUGGUUAAUUUUCUCAGAUUCUCAAUUUUUCUAUGAUCACUUCAAAUGAGACUUUUAUUGAUAUUGCAUCUUGGUUCUUACAUGCUGUUACACAAACUUUCGAUGUUCAAUUCAGUAGGCAAGUAGACUCUGACUUGCUAAUACCAUUCAUAGUAAAGUUGCUCUAUCUGCCCUAAAAUACAAAAAAUGAUGCUGAUGCCACUGAAAAUGCUUUAGAAUGCAUAUUGAACUUGACAGAUGCUUAGGGCAAUGCUUAAUGUGUCAGAAGAUUCGCUGAGUAUGACUAAAAAUGCGGUCUAUAGGACAAUUACCAACUUUUUAGUUGGAUUUACAACUCUACCAAGAGAAUGUAUCUUGCUUAGUGGAGCUCAAAAGCCUUUGAAAGAAUGAGGAAGAUUCUGACUAUUGUGAAUAACCUUCUUAGUUCAGAUGAAGAAGGGGAUAUUCAGUUUUUCUUGGAAAUGGGUCUCAGAUCUUUUAUCGCUGAAUUCUUGAACUGGAACAACCCCAGUGCUCUUCACUUUUGCUCAGAAUUUGAUGUCUAGAUAUGCGAGAUUCUUAAUAAUUUAGUGUGCUCAACAUCGUUCAGCCACGGAUAGCAAAUAUUUGAAGAUUAAACAGUCCCAGGAUUAGAACCUUAAGCUAUUUUAGAUAGAUAUGCGAGGUAUAUUACUUGCAAUGAUGUGAAACUAAGGAAGGAGAGCAUCUUGCUAUUUGCAAAUCUGUUAAUGUAUGUAGGCUAGGAAUACAAAGCAGCUUUGAUUAAUAACUAUGAGAUGAUCCCAUAGAUUCUGCAGCUGCUUAUGAAUGAAUAAAAUGCCAGUAUAAUCAGACUGGGAGUCGAGUUAAUUGAGUAUUGCUUAGUCAGAGAUACCAAGAAUUAUGACUGUGAUGAUGAAUCAGUGGAGCCUCAGAAUGUAGACAUGAGUUACUUGCAAAUUUUUAAUGCCUACAACGGAAUUGACAUCCUAGUUGACUUGAGAGACAAGUUCUAUCACAACAGAGACAUUAAUGAUUAGAUUUCAAGGUUUGAGCAGAAAUUCUUUAGACUUGAUGAAAAUGAUAUCUAUUUGAGCCAGAUAAAUUAGACUUCUCAAGUCUAAUGCAAUCAGAAUUUUAACAUUUGA